AGAAGAUCCCUUAAGAAAGCUGCAUGCCUAUUUCCUUCUAACUCCUUUUCUAGGAAUCUGGGGAGGUUUGCACAGGCUGAAGUACAAUCCUCUUCUGGAAUUAAUCUUCUAUUGUGUCAUUCAGGUUAUUUUUUUUUGCAUUUUUGUUUGUGGUAAUUUUAAUAGGUUUUAACCUAAAUGAGAGGUGCUUAACUGCAUGGAACUCCCACUGAUUCCAAAGACAGUUUCAUAUGAACAGGGCUUUGGUUUCAGACCUGGAGGAAAGAAAUCUUAGAAGCUUAGUUAACCCAUUCUCUGGCUUUCCUGAAAGUUUGCUUUAUAACAACUGAAGUGCUUAUAAAAUAAGCAGCUGAGUGUAUUAAAGUUAAUAUAAAGCAUCAAUUUAUAUUGUUUAGCUAAACCAGAGCUUUCUCUCUAUGGCUCUAGGUUGUCUGUUAUUAAACGAUCAUGUAGAUAGAGAGUUUGUAAAAAGUACAUGCUUCAUAAAACAGGAUGUUCACAGCUUAGGGAAUUCACUGAGAGAAGAAAAAUUGGAUUGUUGGAGUGAAUUCAAACUCAGUUACCCUCCUAUCAGGCUUUCUUGCAGUUAGAGCAAUGGAUGGAGAUGGGAAGUCCAGUCAUGAGUUACAUCAACUUUAUUUGAUACUAUUUCUAGACAAUGUUCCAUAGAUAUGCACAUGAUAGAUGUGAAGAGUUUAGAAAUUUCCAGAGAGGUAUAAAUAUAAUAGAAAGUGAUUAUUGACCAAUGACCCAGAUUGCUAUUCUUGUUGAAAUGCCUGUAGCUUCACUUACCUGUUCAAAAAAGCUUAUGAGAAAGGUUCUGUUUUUAGGUAAAAUAAGCAAAAUUGUGUCAUGGAUCAUUGCCUGGAAAACUAUGAGAAUUUAUGGGGAUAGAUCUGCACUAUGGUCUGGUUAGAUUUAUGGACUUUACAAUUGAAGAAGAAGCAAAAUAUAAGAAAGUCUCAGUGAAGGACUUGCUGUCAUUUUCAAAUGUUAGAGUGCGUGUGGGGUUAGCCACCAGGAAACUGGGAAAUUUGGCAAAACCCACUGUGAUCAUCAGCAAGAAGGGAGAUACUAUAACUAUAAGAACUGAAAGUACCUUUAAAAAUACAGAGAUCUCCUUCAAGCUGGGCCAGGAGUUUGAAGAAACCACCGCUGACAACAGGAAAGCAAAGAGCCUUGUGACCUUGGCAAGAGGCUCCUUGAAUCAAGUGCAGAAAUGGGAUGGCAAAGAGACAACAAUAAAGAGAAAGUUGGUGGAUGGGAAAAUGGUAGUGAAAUGUAAACUGAAGGGAGUGGUCUGCACCAGAAUUUAUGAGAAGGUCUAAGAAAACUGUUUCUUCAUUGAAGUGAUAUUUCAUCAUUUGAUGUUGGAAAUCAACUGUUUCAACAGGCAAGGCCAGACUACACUGCAGAUUUUGUUUGUUUUUGCUUCUAUUUAAAUGGAUCAGAUAGGCAAAGUCCUAAACUGAGGAGUAAUCUAAAAUUCAGUGUUGUUUAAACAUUUUCAGUUUGCAUGCAUGUCCUUACCAUAUUAAAAUAUGUAUAUUAGCCAGAGCUAAAUACUGAUAAUGUCAUUUAAUUAUCUGUGAAAUUCUAAUGUAUAUUGUGCUUUGUAUAUUGAAAUUAUAGUGAAAGGAAGUAAAUGUAUUGAUCAGUGGCUGCAAACUCAAAUGCCUUCAGAGGCCAGGAGAGUAAUAUGGGAGGAAGAUUAGAAGUGAGCUCAUCUGGAAAGAGCUGUUUUAAAUCAAGAAGUUCUAGUUCUGGCUAAAAUGGCAGGCUCUACUCCACACCAUUUUUUAAAACUAAGGAGUAAUUUAUAGACAGUGAAAUGCACAGCUAUUAAGGGUAGAGUUCAAUCCAUUGCAACGAACACAUGCACCCAUACAACUUACAUCCUGACCAAGAUAGAGUACAUUUCCUAAGGAAAGUUUUCUCACAUCCCUUUUUGGUCAGGGUCCUGCCCUGUUCCACCUCCACCAAAAGCAAUCGUGAUUUGGUUUCUAUCAUUUGGUUUUUACAUUAUCCUUCUCUUUAAUGUUUGGAUCUUUAUAUAAAGAAUAUCUAUUGUUUUUAAUCCAGAAAAGUAUACAUUUUGUAAAUGAAGAAGCAGAGCCAGGAAACUUAAAAAAUCUUGAAACAAGGAAAACAACUGCUUCUGUUCUAUGCAGCCUAAACCACCACUUUGCAUACACAGACAUACUGUACUAAUUUGCAACCACAGUGCUCCUACUUUUUUGUGUUCUGCUUCUUGUAACUUAAUAUUCUAAUAAAGAUUCUUCCACAUUUAAACAGGUGAUAUACCAUAGUUUAUUAUGGUUCUGUAAUAUAACUGUUUUAUUUUUAAGUUAUGUCCAGUUUGGAGUUAUUACAGAUUAUCUUGCAAAAAUGACCUUUAUGUAUUUUCAUGUAUAUAUAUUUGACUGUGCUGAAUACCUUUUUUAGGAGAAGGAUUAGUGAGUCAAUGAAUAUGGAAAACCUGGUGGUGUCUUACUGAAUAUUUCUGUAUUGCUUUCCUAAGAGUCAUUACUGAUUGGUGACAAUGCAACCAGCAGCAUAUGAGUCCAGGACAAUGCAAGUCAUUAUACUAGCAAUAACAGCUAUUGAACAUUAUUGUGUACUAUAUGCAAGCUUAUUCACUCUCUAUCACAUGAUUCACAUGUUAUGUUGCCAUAUUUAAUAAAAUUUUCACACAACAACCCUAUCUGGUAGAAAAUAUUAUCAUCCCCAUUUGAUAAAAGUGGAAACAAGUGUAGAGUGAGAUGCAAAGUCACAAAGUGGUAGAACCAGGAUUUGUCUCUUUUUGAAGAGAGGUCAUCUGCUAAACCCUUACUCUAUUUUGCCUCCUUUGUCACACUUGUCUAUUAGAUACAUGGCUGUUUCUUGUAAUAUCCUGAAGAGUAUGCUUUUAGGGGUUACUCUAGCAUGUCAUCAAACUUCAUAUAAAUGUAAUCAUGCAUUAUAUGUCCUCAUCUGUUUUUCUUUUUAAAUAAGGAGUAAUAUUUUUGAAAUUCAUCCAUAUUGUCACAUACAGCAGUAGUUUGUUCCUUUUUAUUGCUACAUAGUAUUCCAUUGUGUGACUAUAUCACAGUUAGUUUAUCCAUUUUUCUCUUAAGACAGUUGGGCUAUUUUCAGAUUUGGGCUAUGAUGAAUAAAGCCACUAUAAACCUUCUUGCACCAGCCUGUUUGUGGACAUAUGAAUGUAUUUCUAAGGCAUGGAAUAACUAGGCAUGGGAUUAUUGGAUACAGUUGGCUUUGGACAGGCAGGAAUAGGGGACUACUGUGCCCAAGUAACAUUAAUACUGCUUCAGAGGUGCUACAUGAUUAAGCAAAUGAGAAAAUGUGUUAAGGUUGUUAGGAGCCAAUAUUUCACUGUGGAGGAAGGAAUAUGGAAUGAGGAAAGGCAAGAAAGAACCAUGUGAUAAUGGAUUGGAAUAGAUAUAAAUUCAUGGUUUCUAAGGCCCAUGUGUAAAUGUAUAUAUAAUUUCACAUGGAUAUCUUCAUGUAUUUAUGUGUAUGUAUAUGUGUAUACACAUUCAUAUAUUUCCUAGUUUUGUCUAAAUAUCUUAGAAGAAAAGACACCUCAGUGGAAAUGAGCAUACCUACUGCCCUGGUGUCUAAUAUCAUUCCCCACUAAAAGUAAUGAAGGUUUCUUUCAGAAACAACUGAUUCCAAAUUUGAGGGCAGGGCAGGUACUAGAUGACCCUGAAAUAUCUUGGUAUGCCAGAAAGUAAGCAAGUAUUAUGAAAAAAUGAUGCAAGAAUGUCAACAAAAUAUGAGAACCAGCUUGAAGGUGUUCCCAUUGGCCAAAACAAAAUAAUUGAGAAGAAUCCUAAACUAUCAAACAUUGGGGAAAAAUAAGAAUCCAUGGAUCCAUAAUACUAAUAGAGAUAGAAAGAGAGAAAAUAUGAGAGCAAGAGAGAAAGAAAGGGAAAGAAGAGUCUUCCUUAGAGUGGAAUGCCAUGGGCUGACUGGUAGAUGUGAAGGGCGUGCUAGAAUUGGAGAGUCAUCAUUUUUUGAACUAUACUGGCUUAGGCAAGAAUUACGCUAAAGCUGCAGGGAAAUUUUAAUUAGGAGCAAGGGAUUAGUUUUGUCUUAAAGUAUCUCCUCAUAGAUUGCUUAUUAGUUAUAAGGGGAAAAAUGUAGUAACUAUGGAGUGGAAAAAUUGGACAACCCCUUGACUGGGUAAUCAACAUUAACCUGGCCAGUGAAGGGCAAUGCACACUUGCCUUCAAAUGUGAUACCCUGAGAAGUAAGCAACAUCAUUUGUGUAGUAUUCCAGCCUGGAAUCUAUAUGUGGGCUAAUCAUGAGGAAAUAUCAGACAAAUUUCAAAUGAGGAAUGUUCUAUUACAAAAGAAGAAGAGAGUGUUGACUAACUUUGAAAAUGUCAGUGUCACAGAAGACAAAAAAGGCUUUGCAGAAAUGUUCCAGAUUAAAUGUUACUAAAAGUACAUGACAACUAAAUGAGUGAUUCUAGACUGGAUUCUGUGCUAGAAGUAAAAUAAAAGUUUCAAAGGACAAUAUUAGGUCAAUUGGCAAAUUAAAAUAUAGAUGGUAAAUUAGAUUGUAAGUGUACUAUAAUUAUAUUAAGACAACAUCCUUAUUCCUGUGAAAAAAGACACUGAAGUAUUUGGGGGUAAUGGAUCAUAUGUAUGCAAUUUAUUCUCAAAAACUUCAGAAAAAAGUAUUUUGUGUGUGUGUGUGUGCACAUUUUAUGCACAUACAUAAAGAAAGCAAACAAUUGCUAAAGCAAAUGGAGGGUUGUGGGAGGCACUGGCAUUAGAGCUCUGUAGUAUUAAAAAAUAGUCUCAGAGUAUAAUUUUGAUUCUCUAUGUUUUUAUAUAACAAAAAGUUCCUUUUGACAUAUAUUGGCUAAGAAACCUCAGACUUGAUAGUCCAAAUUCCAAUUUGCUACUUACUAGCUCUGUGUCAUUGGACAAAUUACUUAAACCCUCUGCCCCUCACUUCCUUCAUUGGCAAAAAUAGAAAUGAUAACAUGCCUCAAAGAGUUGUGAAGAAUAAAUAAGUUAAUACAUGUAAUGUGCCUUUGUUAUAAAGUGUAUUUGUUAUUAUUAUGUGUCUAAUAACAUAUGUGGUAUUCUAAUCAUUUUAUUAUACCUCAAAAUGAAGAAAACUUCACAAGAUCUCAGAGCUGAUGAUGUUGAUUUGUACACUAAGUAACUAAAUUUAUUAAGAAUAUUAUUUACACAAGGAUGAAAACAAUUAAGAAACCUAUUAAGAUGAAUCCACAGGAAAGCCAACAAACUUGCUGUAUGACUGCUAAUCUAAGCAACUUUUAAAAAUGGCAAUCGAUGAUUAUGUAAUUUUAAGGAGACUCAUACUAUAAAAAAUAGAUGAGGAUGAGGGAAGUUUGGAAGGCAAGUAAUGGGACAGUUGCAAUUUUAAAGUGGUCAGAGUUAGGCAUCAUUGAAAAAAUGAUGCUUGAGUCAAUAUUUGGAGGAGAUGUGAAGAGCUUGAGGCAUUUUAACAAAGCUUCUUUCUCUUUGCAUUUUCUCCAGCUUUGAUUUCCAACUUAGUAAAGUAGGGAAGUGUGGGUCAGCGGUAGUACAAUAGGCUUUACAUUAUAUACAAGUACACAUGUAUAUACUGCUUUAACCUAAUAAGGCCUAAAUAUAGACACUUAAAUCCCAAAGGAUAAGCAACUUAGCUGAUGUCAAUCAAAUGGUGAUUGCCACACCCGGUGUAGUUCUCUUAGAAGCCACGUGUACUGGAGCUAACUCAAAUUGUUUCAUAUGAGCUGAUUGUUAGAUUUUCAGGAAUUUGACAAGCUGGUUUUUAAACAUUUGGUAGGCUGAAAUCAGCCUUGACAGGAGUAUUACACCAGGAAAACAGGCAAAACACAACCAAUUAGGGCUUCAUUUCUUGAGAAGAUAGUUUUAAGUAUCUACUAGCAUGCCGCUGCCUGGAAGUAGCAUAGUACUUGCGUUUUAUUAAUAAGUGUCUUAGUUUCAUGUUGACCAUAUAUUUCUAAUUUCUGACUAAAGGUUUACUUUGUACUUUCUUAAAGUCACUCCAGUUAACUUUUAGCAUGAUUUUUUUCUAAACCAGGUGGUACUUCUCUAAAUGUGGUGACACAUUAGAAUUAUGUACAAGUUUUAAAAUAUCCCAAUACCGAGACAGGACCACAUACCCACUGAGUCAUAAUGUAUGGAUGAUGGGUGAGUCCUAGACAUCAGUGUUUUUCUUAAAGCACUGCAGGUGAUUCCAAUGUGUAGCCAGUUUGAGAACCACUGUCCCAGUCUCCCAAAGUUAGAAAUUUAAUGUAGUCUAUUAUCAUGUUGCUAACAGUUAAAGUGAAGUGAAAGAUUAUUAAAGUCAGGAGUACCAAAUGUCUCCAAUGUGACAUUAACCAAUUCCUAUUCAUUUAAGAAAAGUCUAACAUUAUAACCAAUCACUGUGAACAAUGAACAGUCACACUAUCUGAGGCUCUUUAUAACAAUGUACCUCUGAGCCCCAUUCCCUAUGUUGGUUUGAGUACUCCUGGUUUGUAAACUGCCUUUUUGGUGCAUGCACAAUAAACUUACUAAUUACUACUUCAGUGAUUCAUUAGUUUUAUUUCCGUUUGCUUCUGAACUUUUGAGACUAUGCUGUACUACAUCUUAAGAUGCUUUGUGUCCAAGAAAACUUCCAGAAAAGUGCUGGAUUGAACCAACAUUAAUUAAACACCUGACUGGUAUG
Molecule: messenger RNA, 6700 nt
Organism: Manis pentadactyla (Chinese pangolin)
Lineage: Eukaryota; Metazoa; Chordata; Mammalia; Pholidota; Manidae
Product: myelin P2 protein
Exons: 4
Coding region: 885-1328 (147 amino acids)
Biological process (GO): fatty acid transport; membrane organization
Cellular component (GO): nucleus; cytosol; myelin sheath
Molecular function (GO): fatty acid binding
Source: RefSeq, a predicted model, not a curated record